AUGGAUCCAAGUGCUUUUAAAAAUUUCCCAGUUUUUUAUGUUAAAAAUAAAGAAAAUGUUAACAUAGACAAUGAGCAAUUUUCGAGUAGCUUAAGAAAGUUUGAAGAAUAUAUCCAAAGUUGUUUCGAUUUUUUACCGUUUAAAGAGUUAAAGAUAGAUAGUGAAAAUAUAUUUAUAAUUAAAAACUUAUUCGAUUUUUUUGUUUUUUAUGAGUGUGAUAGAUUAAUAUGUGAAACAAUUGAAAAUAAAUGUAAAGACAAAACAAUCACAUUUUUUGACGAUUUAGAAACUAAAAUAAAUAAUAAUGAAUUUAAAAAUGCGGAAGAAUUUUUAAAUUAUUAUGUCCAUAUAUGGAAUAAUUUUUCGCUAGUUAUAGUUCAUUUAGAAGAUGUAUUAGAAUCAUUUAACUCGUAUAAUAAAAUUACAUCUGUGAAUUUUGAUACUCCUUCUUAUAUAUUUACUGAAAUAUGGAAAAAGUAUACUCAUGAUUUUACAAAAAUAAAAAAUAGUAUAAUAUCAAGUACUUCUGAAUAUUUAAAGUGGGAUAAAAUCUAUUGUGAAACCAAAUUUUAUCAAUAUGUAUGUAUGAAUAUAUAUAAUGAUGAAAGCACAAAAAACAUGCUUAUAAAUAUAGAUAAUAAAAAUUUAGGCAAUAUAAAAUAUGAUCAAAUUGGUAAUGAUAAAUUUAUUAAUUAUUCUCAUGGAAAUUGGCAAAUUGAUAAGAUUAAUGAAAUUAACUUUGAUCAAAAAGAAAAUGAUAAUAAUUCUGUUUGUAAAGAAAAUCCUACAAAAAUAAAUGAGAAACUACUUUCUACUGUACUAAGAAUAAUAGACAUUCUAGAAAUGUAUGAAGAAUUUGAAAAAGUGUAUAAAAAUGAAACAUAUGAAUACUUUAAAAAUAGGGUUAAAAAAAGUAAUCAAUUAUUAAUAAAUGAAAAAAAUAAAACCAUAGAUAAUCGAUUAUAUAAUUUUCCAAAUGAAUUAGAGAAUUAUCUAUGUCAUGAACAAAUGAGAUGUCGUAAAUUUUUAAAAGAAGAAACAGAAAUAGCUAUUUUAAAUAUGUUAAAAGAACUUUUAAUAGUAAACCAUAAAGAUAUAUUAUAUCAAAAAGAGUAUAUAGAUUAUUGUAUAAUUAAUGAAAAAUAUGAUUCAUUAAGAAUUUUAUAUUUAUUUUCUCUAAAUUUAAAUAUAACUGAAGAAUUUUGUAAUUUAUUUUGUAACUCCGUUGAAUCUAUAGGGGUUGAUUUAAUUAAUAAUUUAAUUAAUAAUCGAAAUAAUAUAAAUAUAUUAAAUGAUAAAUUUAUACAAUUAAUAAAUUUUAAAUUAAAUAUUGAUAGGAUUAUUAUUAUGUCAUUUAGAUAUUCAUAUUUUUUUACAAAAAAAUGGAAAGAAGUACUUGAGCACUUUUUAAAUAAAGGUGAUCAAGCUGAAAAAUAUAUGCCAAUUAUACUUAGCAUAUAUCUAAACAAUUUAAUGAUGAUGUAUAACACAUGCUUAAAUAAGCUUAGGAAAUAUUAUAUAUUAAAUAAGAAAAUCAAAAGUGAAAAAAUAAAAAAUAAAAUAUAUCGAAAUAACAUUAGUAAUCCACAUUUUUUAAGUAAUACCGAUAGUGUUGGAAUAGUAGAAGGAGAAAACGAUCAAGGUUCUAAUAAUAAGGGGAAUCAAGAAUCUGGGGAUGAAAACGAUAAUGAAUUAAAUAGCCAAUAUAGUUAUUCGGAUUAUGACAAUAGCGCAAAUGGUGAUAAAAUUGAUAUGAAUUACCAUUCAGAAAAAGUUGAAAAGCUGUUCAGAAUGUAUCAAGAUAUUGGAAAGUGUAUUAUGAGUAUAGUAACUAUUGUACUUAGCCUUUUUAAAUAUAUAAGUGACAAAGAAAAAUUUGAAAAAUAUUAUCGUAUUUUUAUGUGUAAACGAUUAAUAAAUGACAAUUCAUUUAACAUAGUAUUAGAUAUUAAAGUUUUUAAAACUCUUAAAAAAGAAUGUGGCCAACAAUUUACUAAAAAAAUAGAAAGUAUUUUAAAAGAUAUGAAAAUUACAUCAAAAAUGGUUAAACGAUUUUAUAAUGAAAUGCCUCAUAAUUCAAUAAAAUUAUUAAAAAAAAAAAAAUAUUUUGUAAAUAUUAUUUUUAAUGAAAUUUGGGAUUAUAAUAAACUCGAAACUAGUGUAAUAUACCCAGAAUCUGUAAAAAUGUGUAAUGAUUAUUUUCUUAAAUAUUAUAAGCGCUAUAAUAAAUCCAAAAAUAUCACUUUUUUGCCUCUAUUUGGGUUAUGCAUAUUAAAAGUAAAUUUUAGUAGAAUAACCAAAAAAAAAGAAUAUGCACGAUGGCAAGCUGACAUUUUACAACUUCUUGAAAAAAAUAAUUCAAAUAAGAAUGAUGAUAAAUCAGAAAGUGGCAAUGACACAUUUUCCAAAAAAAAAAAACAAAAAAAAUUUUAUAUUACUGUAACAAUUAUGCAAGCGCUUUGCUUACUUCAAUUUAAUAAAAACUUGGAGUAUACAAUAAAUGAAUUAAGCGAUGUGACAGGUAUAUCAACUGAUAAUAUAUUAUCCUAUUUAAAAUCUAUUUACUCUAAUGAUGAAACACAAAUUUUAAUUUAUGAUGAAAUAAAUAAAACAUUUAAGGUUAAUUCCCAAUUUAAAUCAAAAAAAAAACAUUUAGCAGUAGAUUAUGCUGAUACAACAUAUAGAGACAAUACAAAUAUUCCUGCAUUGACACAAGAAAAUAUGGAGAAUGAAGAUAUAAGUUUACAUAUUGAUGCAGCUAUUGUUAAAUUUUUAAAAGUAGAAGGAAAAGCGUCACAAAUGAAUAUAUGUGAAUAUAUUAAAAAAAAAAUGAAUAUCUCUUCCAAUGAACAAAUUACAAAUAGAGUAUCUUCAUUGGUAAAUAGAGAAUUUAUAUUUUUUCAAAAUGAUCUUUAUCAUUACGAAUUAUAA
This is a messenger RNA of Plasmodium vinckei vinckei, 2931 nucleotides long. RefSeq names its product cullin-like protein, putative. Gene Ontology annotation, molecular function: ubiquitin protein ligase binding. Gene Ontology annotation, cellular component: cullin-RING ubiquitin ligase complex. Bases 1 to 2931 code for a protein of 976 amino acids. Gene Ontology annotation, biological process: protein ubiquitination; ubiquitin-dependent protein catabolic process. The record is from RefSeq and is a predicted model, not a curated record. NCBI's taxonomy places the organism in Eukaryota, Apicomplexa, Aconoidasida, Haemosporida, Plasmodiidae. The transcript has 2 exons.